AUGGAUGCCACGUGCAGCAUCGAACUGCAUAGGGCGCCCGAAUGCCGCUCAGUCGUUAGUCAAGGCAUUGCCCAUGCGUCUGUGCAGUCCGUUGCCGUUCCGUCGUUGAACGUUACCGAUCACACGCAAGAAACAACGACCCUGUUGGUGGACAGUCUACCUGAACCUGAGUCUAAGCCUCAGCCUUGCGACGACGAUGUCUGCACAGUUGGCCAACCCACACAGCCCUCUUCACAUUCGGAAUUAUCGGAGUUUAACGACGACACGAGACCGCUAUCGUCGCCUACUACCGUUCCUGCCCCAGCUUGUGUUGUUCCUGAGCCCUCACCGUCGUCGCGCGUUGCACGGCCGCCUUCGCCGCUUUCAAUCACUCAUGAUGUGAAAUGGAUUACAUUCAACAACGCCCAAGUGCCGAUCGUGACGCAAAACCUGAACGGUCCUUGCCCUCUUAUUUCCGUCGUGAACCUUCUAGCCCUUCGGAGUCAGAUCGCUUUUCCAGCCGAUACCAAAACUGUCAACGAGUCUCAGCUGCUCGAGAUCGUUGGCGAUUGUAUUAUUCAAUCCACACCAAAGCCAGCCUACUUAUCAUUGUUGCAGGAACUGGCACAGCGACCUGACUAUCAAAAGAACAUGAACGAUGCGUUAUCCGUUCUUCCAAACUUGAUCACUGGAUUAGACGUUAACGUGAAAUUUACCGGCAUAUUUGAUUUUGAAUAUACGCCGGAAUGCAUCAUCUUUGAUCUGCUGAAUAUCCGUCUUUGCCAUGGUUGGCUCGUUGAUCCAGAAGACGUGCUUGCUUGUCAGGCGAUCAACUCCCUGAGUUACAAUCAGUUAGUCGAGAAAAUCAUUGCUGGUAAAACAAGUGCUGACCUGCACGAAACUUCGGAAGCGUUGAUCGCCAAUGACUUUUUGGAACAGAACGCUAGUCAGCUGACCUACCACGGCAUCUUGGAGUUGAAUAAAAACAUACAGGAGGGUGAGUUCAUCGCUUUCUUCAGAAACAACCAUUUUUCCACCAUGCUGAAGCAUCGGGGAGAACUUUUCAUUUUGGUAAGUGAUCAAGGGUUUUUAAAAGAAGUUGACAUCGUCUGGGAGACAUUGAAUAAUGUAGAAGGCGACAGUCGCUUUGUCGACUCGCGAUUUCAGACGGUGACAAGGAAGACAGGCGAUAGUGGAGGCGAACUGGCUUCCGUGACUGACAUCGACAGGCAGGUCGACACAGAGUAA
This is a messenger RNA of Soboliphyme baturini, 1227 nucleotides long. The record is from the annotation of a GenBank genome assembly. NCBI's taxonomy places the organism in Eukaryota, Metazoa, Nematoda, Enoplea, Dioctophymatida, Soboliphymatidae.